UAACCGCUUGCAAUGUACCUGGCCUUUUUUUUCGAGCCCGAUAUAUGGAUUAUUACGUAUAUGUAGCUAGGGUAAUGUUAAAUAUGGUCCGAGUAGAUGGAUGUAAAUAGGUAUAUAAUACCCGCUAAACAACCCUUUCCUGCCUGGACGAUCAAGGGGUUCGGUACCUACCUACGCAAUAAAUGCCCCGCAUCCAAGUUACAUAAGCUUGAUAUCUCCGAGGGGCAGGUAAAGGUUAUUUAAAUUCCAGUGGAAGGCCGAGACCUAAAGCUUUCCGUGCUCGGCGCCGAUUGUAUUUUUGGCCGAGCAAGGUUAAUUGAUUCAAAAAAGAAAAAAAAAAGAAAGCGAGGUUACUAAAAGCUUCCGCCGCGACAAUAUCACAAUCGGCAUUUUGUCAUCAGCUGCACAAUUGAAAAGCUGACGUCUCUAUUACACCUUCAACUUUUCCCAAGUCCCAUCAACCUGCGAUCCGACCCAGCGCAUCAAACAUGUCCAUCGCCUCAGCCCUGAAGGGCGACUUGCCGCAGCAAGCUCGAUCAUUGUACCGCCAGCUGUUACGCCAAGGCGAGCAGUUUGAAUCAUACAACUUCCGAGAGUACGCAAAGCGCCGGACGAGAGAUGCAUUCCGAGAGAACGCGGGCGUGCAAGACCUUAGAGAGAUACAGACUCUGAUACAGAAGGGUCUCAAAGAGUUGCAGAUGAUGAAGCGCCAAACAGUCAUCAGCAAAUUCUACCAGAUAGAUCGAUUAGUAGUUGAGGGUGGUAUAUCGGGCAAGCAGAGCGGAAAUUCCGGAGAUAUCUCGCGGCAGAAGGACACGGGAUGGGAUUAAUAUCACCCUUGGCGAUGCUUUAGACUACCUGCGAUAGGGUCAGCUCGUUCUGCUCGUCUUUACCAUACAAGGUACCGUACAAGGUACCAUACGAGGCGUGCCAAAAUCUGUACCAUUACAAAUUCAUUGUACAUCAAGCGCGCGGUUGAAUUAUAUACCUAGGUAGGCUUGCGGAUUCCAUUCUCCUGGUUCGCAGGAGUGUCAAGUUCCAUUAGAGUAGGGAGAAGAAUGGAAAAGGGAUCAUGUUAGAAUCCGGUAUGCAUGAGACGGGGAACGAAAGUACGGCCUAUAAGAAACGCAAUGUAUGGUACGAAGGGGGGGUAUCGAGGUCAUCUCUCAUCAUGAUAUCGAUGGUUAAUUCAAUUCAACUUACUUAGUAGUAUGAACCUGCGGGCUACAGCUCUAUAAUAUGAAGGCUGUUUUUUUUUUUAAGCAUGCUAGUAGAAGACUAACUAACCACUCAGAUAUUCGCCGCAAAGCGAUCAAUAUAUAUCCAGGUACCUACAUACUCAACAAAAAAAUUUAAAAAAAUAAAUAAUAAAAAUA
Messenger RNA from Daldinia caldariorum, 1376 nucleotides. RefSeq lists its product as uncharacterized. The transcript has 5 exons. Gene Ontology annotation, biological process: iron-sulfur cluster assembly. The coding region runs from base 489 to 830 and encodes 113 amino acids. Gene Ontology annotation, cellular component: mitochondrion; L-cysteine desulfurase complex. NCBI's taxonomy places the organism in Eukaryota, Fungi, Ascomycota, Sordariomycetes, Xylariales, Hypoxylaceae. The record is from RefSeq and is a predicted model, not a curated record.